CCUUAUAUGUUUUUCUUCACAUGAAGCUCACUUUGAAAUAUUUGGAUAAAAUGAGAUGCUUGCGGAAACGAUCAGCAGUAUCAUUCUUAGGAAUCCUUGUCAUUUGCCUGCUGUUCAUGAACUUGUACAUUGAAGAUGGUUAUGUCUUGGAAGGGGACAAGCAAUUAAUCAGAGAAACAGCCACACACCAACUUAAUUCGGAGCGCUAUGUUCACACUUUUAAAGACUUGUCAAAUUUCUCAGGAUCUAUAAAUGUUUCCUAUCGCUAUCUAGCUGGCACACCUUUGCCGAGGAAACGGUAUCUUACAAUUGGACUAUCCUCAGUCAAACGGAAAAAGGGGAAUUAUUUGCUGGAGACGAUCAAGUCCAUAUUUGAGCAGUCAAGUUAUGAGGAACUGAAGGAAAUUACGGUGGUGGUUCACCUAGCAGAUUUUGACUCAUCCUGGUGUGAAGGGAUGGUCCAGGAUAUUUCACAGAAAUUUGCCCAUCACAUCAUUGCUGGCAGGUUAAUGGUUAUCCAUGCCCCUGAGGAGUACUAUCCAGUACUGGAUGGCCUUAAGAGAAAUUACAAUGACCCAGAAGACCGUGUGAAGUUCCGAUCAAAACAAAAUGUAGAUUAUGCUUUCCUACUUAACUUUUGUGCUAAUCUUUCUGAUUAUUAUAUCAUGCUAGAAGAUGACGUUCGAUGCUCUAAAAACUUCUUGACUGCUGUUAAGAAAGUAAUUACUUCGCGAGAAGGUUCCUAUUGGGUGACUCUGGAGUUUUCCAAACUGGGCUAUAUUGGAAAGCUAUACCACUCCCAUGACCUCCCGCGCCUGGCUCAUUUUUUGCUGAUGUUUUACCAGGAAAUGCCUUGUGAUUGGCUGCUAAUCCAUUUCCGUGGGUUGUUAGCUCAAAAAGAUGUCAUCCGCUUUAAGCCAUCUCUGUUCCAGCACAUGGGAUAUUAUUCAUCCUACAAAGGAGCUGAGAACAAGCUAAAGGAUGACGACUUUGAAGAGGAUUCGUUUGACAUCCCUGACAACCCGCCCGCAAAUCUUCACACCAACAUGAAUGUAUUUGAAAACUACGAGGCAAGCAAGGCUUACAGCAGCAUUGAUGAGUACUUCUGGGGAAAAGCUCCUUCUACUGGAGAUCUCUAUGUGAUUGUAUUUGAAAAGCCUAUUAAAAUCAGUAAAAUUAAAGUUAUCACUGGAACAGAAGACCGGCAAAAUGAUAUCUUGCAUCAUGGAGCCCUGGAAGUCGGGGAAAAGAUUGUAGGGAGCAAAAAAGGGAGGCAAUGUACUACUUACUUGAGACUAGGGGAAUUCAAAAAUGGAAAUUUUGAAAUGACAGAUGUGGAGCACAAAGUUCUGUUUGAUAUUAACUGCAUGAGAAUACUUGUUACCAAAAGUCAAAAAGAAUGGCUGAUCAUUAGGAGCAUUAGUAUUUGGACUUCUCAGCCACCAAGUCAAUAAGGCAAAAUUACUGAAGCUGGUCCUCCUCCUUUCGUGGUGGAGUGAAUGCCAUCGGUUGGAUCCCAACUGGUGUCAUUCCCCAAGGAGACUGACUUCCAAUUAUUUACUAUUGACACUGGAAAUCUGGGGAAAUCAUAAAACAAGCAAAAGCAAUUUAUUUUGUACUAGUCCGCCAGGCAAUAUACAAACACUAGUUUGUUGGAAUGUUUGAAUUUUAUAAGAAAUGCAAACAAGUUCUCAUCCAUCACUUAAGAUUCAGAAAUCCUUCUCUUUUAUUUUAAUUUCUCCUUUGGGAAAAACUGCUGUACUAAAGAAAGCCAAUGCUUUUCCAUUAUUCAGAAAUUUUGUAGGCAUUGACCAGUAUGUUGUCAGAUGAAAUUUGACUCCAUCAUAUCCACAUAUAAAUUAAUAAUCAGAUGGUAGUACACGUUUGUACAAUAGUUGGUGGUGUAUUUGUGUGAAAGACAGUUGUGAUAAUGAAAGUCCGUUAAUGGAGCUUGCGAUUUCAUUUGAGCACUGUAAGAAAACAGUGUGGUUAAACAUUGCAACUUAUUUUAAAUGAAAAUACAUGUA
This is a messenger RNA of Chelonoidis abingdonii (Abingdon island giant tortoise), 2027 nucleotides long. It is a transcript of the gene MGAT4C, whose product is annotated as MGAT4 family member C. Gene Ontology annotation, biological process: protein N-linked glycosylation. The record is from RefSeq and is a predicted model, not a curated record. Gene Ontology annotation, molecular function: acetylglucosaminyltransferase activity. NCBI's taxonomy places the organism in Eukaryota, Metazoa, Chordata, Testudines, Testudinidae.